CCGGGUUGUGAUGAGCUACCCGUGCCAGAGGCCGCGGCGGGCGCGGCGACGGCGGUGGCGGCGGCGGCGGCGGCGGGAGCGCUGGUGGGAGGAGGGGCUGCGGCAGCAGCGGGAGAGGACGAUGCAAUUAAGAAGAAACAGCAAGAUGUGCUUGGUUUCUUAGAAGCCAACAAAAUAGGAUUUGAAGAAAAAGAUAUUGCAGCCAAUGAAGAGAAUCGGAAGUGGAUGAGAGAAAACAUACCUGAAAAUAGUCGACCGGCCACAGGGUAUCCCCUGCCACCUCAGAUUUUCAAUGAAAGCCAGUACCGUGGGGACUAUGAUGCCUUCUUUGAAGCCAGAGAAAAUAAUGCAGUAUAUGCCUUUUUAGGUUUGACCGCGCCACCUGGUUCAAAGGAAGCAGAAGCCCAAGCAAAGCAGCAAGCAUAAUCCUUAAGAAUUCUUCCUUAAGCAUCCUGAGUCUCUAUUGCUUUUAUAAAAUAGCAAAAUUAUCUUGGCUUCAAAAGAAAUAGGCUUAAUGUUGACAUAAUAGAGUAGUGGUGUUUUUGCAUGCAAAUAAUACAAGUGAAUACAUAAUUAAAUAUAAGCUUUAUGGUGAGGAGAAUGGGAGAUGAACAUAAAAUUUUAAGUAGAUAUCUUAGGAUAGUAUGUUAUCUGCCAAGGCAUUUUAUGUACUUCAGUAAUUUUACAAAGAAAACAUCUUUUGUUAUUAUUACCACAGUCUAAAUAUAUCUGCGCUACAACAUUUAACAAUUUUAAAAGGAGAGAGACAAAGAGCGAGAGCAAGAGUGAGUAAGAGAGAGAGAGAGAAAAAAAUGUGUCUCUUAUUCUCAAAUUGCCUAAUUAAUUUUAGUGAAAAAGAAUAUGUACCUUUUUGAUGUGAUGUUUUUGUGAUUAUAAACAUUGUACUUUUCUGUGGUAAUUAUAACUUUCCCAUUCUUUUGUAGAUGAAGCUUCUGUGUACUGAACCAUAAAUUUUCCGUGCUUCUAAAUGUAGCCUUUCAUUGCAUAUUUCAGUGAUUAGAAUAGAUGACUUUCCACAAAGAAAAAGCAGUAGAUACAUACAGUUGACAAGUUCCUUGUUUAACUACACAGCUUUGAUAGAAUCAUGUUUCUAACUUGUUUGCCUCAGUGAAAUAAGAAUGUGUAUAUUACAGAAACGGGAUGGCAAAUUAGUUUUAAAUGGCAUCCUCUUUCAAAGAUCUCAGACUUUUAAUGAAAUAUUGUAAAAUAAGUUGACAGUCAUUGUCCAAGAUUGAUUUUCCUUGGGAUUUUGCUAAAAUAAAUUUUAGUGUUUCUCCCUCUUUAAAAGAACUUGUGAUCAUGAAUGUCACUAGCUCUCAGAUAUCUGACCUUUUAUUUUUGUUUAGGAAUAUAUCAUGUGAGUGUAUUAAUCUAAACAGAGAGAGAAUCUUUUCUAUGCAUCUAUUUCAGCAAAAAGCACAAGUAUCAGAUAAAGGGGACAACUCUUAAAAUAAACUUUCUAAAGACAUCUAGAAAGACAAGAAACAUGGCCCAAAUCACUUACACAGAAGAUAUGUAAUUGCAUACUACUUGAUUGCUAAAAACAAUCAAUUUUUACUUUAAGCCACUUUAUGGUGUCUAUUGCAUGCAAGUCUGUACUCUUUGCCAAAAUCAACAUACAAUGAAGAGAUGACUUUGUUUAUUGAUACGAUGCUUUAAAAUAAACUCAGUACUUUUAGA
Messenger RNA from Carlito syrichta (Philippine tarsier), 1701 nucleotides. It is a transcript of the gene SH3BGRL, whose product is annotated as SH3 domain binding glutamate rich protein like. Lineage: Eukaryota; Metazoa; Chordata; Mammalia; Primates; Tarsiidae. The record is from RefSeq and is a predicted model, not a curated record. The annotation marks the transcript as partial. The transcript has 4 exons. Gene Ontology annotation, cellular component: cytoplasm.